Molecule: messenger RNA, 1251 nt
Organism: Chionomys nivalis (European snow vole)
Lineage: Eukaryota; Metazoa; Chordata; Mammalia; Rodentia; Cricetidae
Product: keratin, type I cuticular Ha1
Exons: 7
Coding region: 1-1251 (416 amino acids)
Molecular function (GO): structural molecule activity
Source: RefSeq, a predicted model, not a curated record
AUGCCGUACAACUGCUGCCUGCCCACCAUGAGCUGCCGUACCAGCUGCUCCUCCCGGCCCUGUAUACCCAACAGCUGCCAUAGCUGCACCCUGCCCGGGGCUUGCAACAUCCCUGCCAAUAUUGGCAACUGCAAUUGGUUCUGUGAGGGCUCCUUCAAUGGCAACGAGAAGGAGACCAUGCAGUUCCUGAAUGACCGCCUGGCCAGCUACCUGGAGAAGGUGCGGCAGCUGGAGAGAGAGAAUGCAGAACUGGAAAGUCGGAUCCAGGAGAGGAACCAGCAGCAGGACCCUCUGGUGUGCCCUGCCUACCAGGCCUACUUCAGGACCAUCGAGGAGCUGCAGCAGAAGAUCCUGUGCAGCAAGUCUGAGAAUGCCAGGUUGGUGGUGCAGAUCGAUAAUGCCAAGCUGGCUGCCGAUGACUUCAGGACUAAGUAUGAGACCGAGCUGUCCCUGAGGCAGCUGGUGGAGUCGGACAUCAAUGGCCUGCGUAGGAUCCUGGACGAGCUGACCCUGUGCAAGUCUGACCUGGAGGCUCAGGUGGAGUCCCUGAAGGAGGAGCUGCUGUGUCUCAAGAGGAACCAUGAGGAGGAAGUCAACACCCUGCGCUGCCAGCUUGGAGACCGCCUCAACGUGGAGGUGGACGCUGCUCCCACUGUGGACCUGAACCGUGUGCUCAAUGAGACCAGGUGUCAGUAUGAGGCCCUGGUGGAAACCAACCGCAGAGAAGUGGAGGAAUGGUUCACCACACAGACUGAGGAGCUGAACAAGCAGGUGGUGUCCAGCUCAGAGCAGCUGCAGUCCUGCCAAGCAGAGAUCAUCGAGCUGAGACGCACAGUCAACGCCCUGGAGAUCGAGCUGCAGGCCCAGCACAACCUGAGAAACUCUCUGGAAAACACCCUGACAGAGAGCGAGGCUCGCUACAGCUCCCAGCUGUCCCAGGUGCAGUGCCUGAUCACCAACGUGGAGUCCCAGCUUGGUGAGAUCCGGGCUGACCUGGAGCGUCAGAACCAGGAGUACCAGGUGCUGCUGGACAUCCGGGCCAGGCUGGAGUGUGAGAUCAACACGUACAGGGGCCUGCUGGAGAGCGAGGACUGCAAGCUACCCUGCAAUCCCUGUGCCACAACCAAUGCAUGUGGCAAGCCCAUCGGGCCCUGUGUCUCCAAUCCCUGCACUCCGUGCCCACCCCCGGCCCCAUGCACACCUUGUGUCCCACGUCCCCGCUGUGGGCCAUGCAACUCCUUUGUACGCUAG